This is a messenger RNA of Triplophysa dalaica, 745 nucleotides long. It is a transcript of the gene ppifa, whose product is annotated as peptidylprolyl isomerase Fa. Gene Ontology annotation, biological process: protein folding; protein peptidyl-prolyl isomerization. The record is from RefSeq and is a predicted model, not a curated record. Gene Ontology annotation, molecular function: peptidyl-prolyl cis-trans isomerase activity. Lineage: Eukaryota; Metazoa; Chordata; Actinopteri; Cypriniformes; Nemacheilidae. The transcript is spliced from 6 exons. Bases 108 to 680 code for a protein of 190 amino acids.
UGCGUACUGCGUGUGUACGUACGGUAGUGUUCACCCGGUCAGUUCUCCUUGAACACUGACUGGUUCCUUCAUGUCUGUGUUGAGGGGUUUUCAACUCCCCAGCAAGAAUGUUGCAGAUGAAGAAUCGUUUAAAAUAUUGCUCUCUAGCGAUCGCUGCGAACAGGCUUGUUUCUGGACCGCCGAAGAAGAACCCUGUUGUGUUUAUGGACAUUGCAGCUGACGGAGAAUUCAUUGGAAGAAUUAUUAUUGAGCUCUUUGCAGAAGUGGUUCCUAAAACAGCAGAGAACUUCCGGGCGCUUUGUACAGGAGAACAUGGUUUUGGAUAUAAGGGUUCUGUGUUUCACAGAAUCAUCCCUGAGUUCAUGUGUCAGGGUGGAGAUUUCACUAAUCAUAAUGGCACGGGUGGAAAAUCUAUUUAUGGAAAGAAAUUUAAGGAUGAGAAUUUUAAGCUGAAACACACCUUACCAGGUGUGCUGUCAAUGGCAAACUCUGGGCCGAACACAAAUGGAUCGCAGUUUUUCAUCUGCACCGCAAAGACAGACUGGCUCGAUGGCAAGCACGUUGUGUUUGGUCAGGUCACAGAGGGCAUGGAAAGCGUUUCUCUUAUGGAGACCUACGGUUUACAUGAUGGAGGAACUGUAAAGAAGAUUGUCAUCACAGACUGUGGAGAACUCAAAUGAUUGUGGACUUCUAAACGAACAUGUUCAUUUUGUAUGUGUAAUAAAUUAUUGGUUUAUAUUGUUAA